Molecule: messenger RNA, 1387 nt
Organism: Thlaspi arvense
Lineage: Eukaryota; Viridiplantae; Streptophyta; Magnoliopsida; Brassicales; Brassicaceae
Source: the annotation of a GenBank genome assembly
CCUUAAGAUAUGGACCUUCCUCAUCUUUCUCUUGUAAACCCAAUCAGAUCAUUUUCUUUUAUUCUUAGAAAAUGCAUUCCUCUUCUUCUUUUGCUACUUUGUCCACUUGGACAAUCUUAAUCACAUUGGCAUGUCUUACGCUUCGUGCGUCUUUGUCCGAUGCUCAGCUUACCCCUACCUUCUACGACAGUUCAUGUCCUAACGUCACUAAUAUCGUACGAGACACCAUUGUCAACGAGCUACGAUCGGACCCUCGUAUCGCCGCGAGCAUCCUUCGUCUUCACUUCCAUGACUGCUUUGUCAAUGGUUGUGACGCAUCGAUCUUGUUGGACAACACGACAUCAUUCAGAACAGAGAAAGAAGCAUUUGGAAACAUAAAUUCGGCUCGGGGAUUUCCUGCGAUCGAUAGAAUGAAAGCCGCAGUGGAGAGGGCUUGCCCAAGAACCGUUUCAUGCGCAGAUAUGCUCACCAUCGCUGCUCAACAAUCUGUCACUUUGGCGGGAGGUCCUUCUUGGAGAGUUCCUUUGGGGAGAAGAGACAGCUUACAAGCAUUUAUGCAGCUCGCUAAUGCUAACCUUCCAGCUCCAACCUUAACACUUCCAGAACUUAAGGCCAAAUUUGCAAAUGUCGGCCUUAACCGUUCUUCCGAUCUUGUUGCUCUCUCCGGCGCUCACACAUUUGGUAAAAACCAAUGCCGAUUCAUUAUAGACAGGCUAUACAAUUUCAGCGAAACCGGUUUACCCGACCCAACCCUAAACACAACUUACCUCCAAACUCUUCGUGGACUAUGCCCUCUUAAUGGUAACUUAAGUGCCUUGGUCGAUUUUGAUCUACGUACGCCAACGGUUUUCGACAACAAAUACUACGUGAAUCUCAAGGAACAAAAAGGUCUUAUCCAGACUGACCAAGAGUUGUUCUCAAGCUCCAAUGCCACUGACACAAUUCCCUUGGUGAGAGCUUAUGCUGAUGACACACAAACGUUCUUCAAUGCUUUUGUGGAGGCGAUGAACAGGAUGGGAAACAUUACACCUCUUACAGGAACACAAGGAGAGAUCAGGUUGAACUGUAGGGUGGUUAACUCCAACUCUCUACUCCAAGAUGUGGUCGAAAUCGUUGACUUUGUUAGCUCUAUUUGAGAAUAGUGACUCAAUAUGUGGCUACCAAAAAUAUAUGUUAAGAUAAAUAAAGCGCUCUCAGGAUGUUACUUGAGAAUAUUUUAUUUUAGAUCACGAUACGUGCUGUCUCGUGCUGUACUCGGAGAUAACGAAUUAAUAAUGAAGUAGGAAAUAUUUGAAUAUUUUUGUUCGAAGUAGAUACAGUACCAGACCAAUUAAACUUAAAGCCCAAGGCAACAAAUUUUUUAGUGAUAAUUAAACGCAAAGCUCGA